AUGCCUAUCCCGUUUCUUGGGCGCCUGAACAUCAUCGAGUAUGCCGCCCUCGUCGGAUCGUUCUUUCUUGUAGGCCUCGAAGCCUUCAUCCGCGUCUUCACCCUUGCCCUGCAAGAGGGCAGAGCGGAGAAGGAAGUCCGUGCCUCAGCCAUAUCAACGUCGAUCCGAAAUGCAUCCGAUUUCGUCGACCUUUGCGCUACAUUUGGAUAUACAGCCGAAGAACAUGUUGUCCAAACCAAGGAUGGCUACUUACUCGGCCUGCAUCGGCUGGCGUGGAGGAAAGGGGAAGAAGACACAAAGGUCAACCGCGGUAUCAACAGCGUCAAGAAGCGCGUGGUAUACCUGCAUCAUGGACUGCUGAUGAACAGCGAGGUCUGGGUUUGCCUGACGGAUGAGCAGCGGGCUCUCCCCUUUGUCUUGGUCGAAAAGGGGUUCGAUGUCUGGUUUGGGAAUAACCGCGGUAACAAGUACUCGAAAAAGUCCAUUUACUCGUCGCCCAGCUCGCCCAAGUUCUGGAACUUCUCCAUCGACGAGUUCGCCUUCCAUGAUAUUCCCGACAGCAUCAGCUACAUCCUGGAGACGACCGGCCAACCGUCGCUGUCGUACAUUGGCUUUUCGCAGGGCACUGCACAAGCUUUUGCCAGCCUGGCUGUCCACCCCAAGCUCAAUGACCAAGUCAACGUCUUCAUCGCCCUCGCCCCGGCCAUGUCGCCGGCGGGACUUUCCAACGGUGUGGUGGACGCGCUCGUCAAGGCCUCCCCGCAAGUGCUCUUCCUCCUCUUCGGUCGCCGCUCCAUUCUCAGCUCGGCCACCAUGUGGGAGUCCCUCCUUUACCCGCCGCUCUUCACCAAGGUCAUCGAUAUCGGCCUCUCCUUCCUCUUCAACUGGCGCACCCAAAACAUCAGCACCUCGCAGAAACUCGCCGCCUACCCUCACUUAUACUCCUUCACGAGCACCAAGUCGGUCGUUCACUGGUUCCAAAUCAUUCGCACCAAGUCCUUUCAGAUGUACGACGACGACGUCCACCCGCCGUUGCUCGUCUCGGCCACCAGCAAAUACACCAAGGUGGCCCGGUACCCGACCCGCAACAUCAAGACGCCCAUCGUGCUCGUCUACGGCGGCAGCGACUCGCUCGUCGACAUCAAGGCCAUGCUGCGCGAGCUGCCCCGCCAGACGGUCGCCAACGAGAUCCCCCACUACGAGCACCUCGACUUCCUCUGGGCCAGGGACGUGGCCGAGCGCGUGUUCCCCCACGUCUUUGAUGCGCUCAAGAGCUUCACGGGCGCCGAGCACACACGCGAGCAGUACGCCCGGUAUCAGCUGGCGCGGCAGAGCUCGAGUCUGCAGGCCAUGUCGCUGGGCAGCGGCGGCGGCGGCGCGCGGAGGAGGGGGCAGCAUGCGGCGAAGGGGAGUGAUGUCAUGGAUAGCGAUGUGAGCACGGCCGUGGGUGGCGGGAGUAAUCAGGAGGAGGAGGAGAGCGAGGCAGGGGCUGGUGGAGAGGAGAAGGCGGAGGUGGUGGCAAGCCCGGCAACGCCAACGAGGUGGGGGCCGAGGCUAAGUUUGAGUUUGGAUACUGCGCGGCAGAGUCCCCAUGCUCUGAGGGAGACGCACAUCCCUUCGCCGACUGGCGGGCCGCGGGGGAUUGCUCACGCUCGGUGCAGCUCGCUAAGUGGGUUGGAAAAGGCGGAGAGCUUGGCCGGACAGAGCCCGGUGUCACCUGUGUCGCCUACUUGGACUAGGCUCGGUAGUCCGCGGGUACCGAGGCUCCGGGACGCAGCGGUGCAGGCCGGCGACGUGGCUGUUGAGCAGAGCGUUGGAGCGCCCGGUUCUGCUGGUGCUAGCCCAGCGAGGGUGGCAGGGACUCCGUCUCCUCGGACGGGAACGGGCGGUGGUCAGUUGCGUCGGGAGUCGACGAAGGGUGGGAAGGGGACUACUACUUGA
This is a messenger RNA of Parathielavia appendiculata, 1941 nucleotides long. RefSeq names its product alpha/beta-hydrolase. The record is from RefSeq and is a predicted model, not a curated record. Lineage: Eukaryota; Fungi; Ascomycota; Sordariomycetes; Sordariales; Chaetomiaceae. The transcript has 5 exons. Bases 1 to 1941 code for a protein of 646 amino acids.